UGUCUGCUUCCCCGCUUGUCUGUCAGUGUGUGUGAAGGUUUCCAGCCCUCCUCUCCCUCAUUAUCCUCUCAUACAACACAGCAGACCUUCUCCUCUUUUUUUGUCCACCCGCUCCUCCUCCUCCUCCCGCUGCCACACUCUUCUUCUUCUUCUCUUUGCGACGGCUCCCGGGACUGCCGACAGCCAGGCCGCGGUCACUUCAGCGUGUAUCCGAUCACAGAGCAAGAGAGAGAGAGAGAGAGAGAGAGAGAGAGAGAGAGUGGAUGUGAAAGUGUGUGUGUGUGUGCGUGUGUGUGUGACAGAGAGAGAGAGAGAAAGUGAGUGAGUGAGUGCGUGUGCGCGCACCCGCCCGCAACCGGUCCAUCCGUGUUAUUUUCCCCCACUAUCCCGCCUCGUUUUUCGGCCAUGACGCUGGAAGCGAUCCGCUACCGGGCCGGGUCUCUGCAGAUCCUCAACCAGCUGCUGCUGCCACACCAGACCGCUUACGAUGAGAUCCGCUCGGUGCAGGACGCUUACGAGGCCAUCAAGUCCAUGAAGGUGCGUGGCGCCCCGGCCAUCGCCAUUGUCGGCUGCCUCAGCCUGGCUGUGGAGCUGCGGGCAGGCGCUGGUGGUGAUGACCCUGUGACCUUCAUCAGGGAGUCUCUGUGUCACCUGACCUCAGCCAGGCCCACCGCUGUCAACAUGGGGCGCGCCGCCCGCGAGCUGAUGGAGUUUGCCGAGAACGAGAGCAUGGAGAAGAACUCGGAGCAGCUCAGAGAAAGUGUAAUUGCCUGGAUCGAAGACAUGCUGGAGCGUGACGUCAAUGACAACAGGAAGAUUGGUAACUAUGGCGCUCAGCACAUCCUGUCUGGCGUCCCGAGGGACUCCGUGACCAUCCUCACACACUGCAACACCGGCUCGCUGGCCACAGCUGGAUACGGGACUGCACUGGGCGUGGUGCGAAGCCUGCAUGCGCUGGGCAGGCUGAAGCGUGUCUACUGCACAGAGACGAGACCGUACAACCAGGGUUCCAGGCUGACGGCGUAUGAGGCGGUAGCAGAGGGAAUCCCCGCUACACUAAUUACAGACAGCAUGGCAGCCCUCACCAUGAGAGAAAUGGACAUCACAGCCGUGGUGGUGGGUGCAGACAGGGUGGUUGCCAACGGUGACACGGCCAACAAGGUGGGCACGUACCAACUGGCUAUCGCCGCUAAGCACCAUGGGAUUCCCUUCUAUGUGGCCGCACCCAGCACGUCAUGUGACUUGAGCCUGGAGAGUGGAAGGGAUAUCAUCAUUGAAGUCCGCCCCCCUGAGGAGCUCACCAGUAUAAACGGAGUCCCCAUUGCUGCCCCGGGUAUCGAGGUGUGGAACCCGGCGUUCGACGUGACCCCUCACCAGCUCAUCACAGGAGGCAUCAUCACAGAGCUGGGAGUCUUCCUCCCCUCUGAGCUCCAGGCAGCUCUUACCGGUCGCCUCACUGCCCUCUAGAGCGACUCAGCCCCUCCUGCUGGUCUGUGUGCACCACUGCACCUUAACAUCAGACACUCAUCAUCUCACCACAGAACACAAACACACACACACACACUCACAUGCACAGUCAUGGCUUUUAAUUUUAUUUUGAUAAACGCACAGUCACAGUUUCAUGUCAGUGGUGCACACAGAAGAAAAAAAUGUUCUUCAGUCUCUUUCUCACUCACACACAAACGCACACAAAUUCACUGCAGGGAGUCAAGCAGACACACAUGUGCGGUCUCCCCUUUCUUUUAUGUCUGUUUUUUUUUUUUGUAGCCUCUCCAUUUCACCUUUUACCACAUUUUCCAUCCUGUCCUUCAUUCUCUCUUUCCUCCUCUUUGUCCUUCUAAUGGCUUCUGCGACAACAAAUAAGCUGGACUCUGUUCUUUAAAUUCUAUUUGGCAAAUCUGUUUUUAUGAGUCAUUACUGAGGUAUUUUUUCAGGGUUUCUUCAACUACAAACAAAAAAAACCCCACAAAGGCUAAGGCAUGACUGAUUUUUCAGAGUAGUGAUUUUGAUUAGCCAUGGUUUCUAAAAUGCUGCUACCCACUUGUGUAAAUAUACAUAUCCUUGCUGGUAGUGUGUACAUAUGUAGAAAAAUAACCUGUGCUAGUUAAAGUUACUGCUAUUUUAACCAAAUGUGUGGUUAUUUAACAUUAAAUUUGACAUCAAAAAAUGUUAUAUUAACAUUUCAUUUCUUUUGUUCUGUGUUGAAACCUUUUGUAGAUGAAUAAUCCAAAUUUAUAGCUUGUAGAUUUUCACAACCAGAAAUUCGUAGAGCUAUAAAAAGAAAUCCUAUUUCACUCAUACUUUUUACCCUUUGCAGCAAAAUUUUGAACAAGUAGAAUCUGUCGAUCGGUCCUCGUUAGUCAGCUGAAGCCUACGAUAAUACCUGGAUGUAUUUAUACCUCACUCCUCGUUUCUCUUUUGUUAUUUCCAGUUCCACCAUAUCGUACCACACUUGUAUUGUCAUAAUAUGUUUGUACAUACAUAUAUAAAUAUGUAUGUACCAUACUGAUAUUCACUAUACUGCACAGGACGCUCUGUAAGAAUGAAAAAUCUAUAAAAAAGGAAUGGUGUAAUUCUUGCCGGAACAGCUUUUGCUGUGAGCUGAGAAGUCUCUAAUGUUGUUGUAUUUCUGUAAUACAAGCAUCAUUAUUAAAGGAAUAGUUCACCCCAAAAUGAAAGUUUGGUUAUCUGCUCACUUGCACGUCAAUCAAGAAUUCACUAAUGUUUGUACAACCACGAAAUACCAAUAUAGCUUGUUAUUCUUCUUCUUUUGCCACCAAAGGGUGCGUUCAACAAGAGCAGCUUCAAAACAAUAUAAUAAAAGCUAAAUGUUCUACCUAAAAGCUCCAUUAAUCUGUUUUUACAGUGUUGCUCAUAGGGACGAGCCCACAGAGAGAGUGUUUAGUGUUCAGAGAGUGUUUUAGCUUCUUUCAGUUCAUUGUUUUGGUUUUACAUCCUGCAAUCUUACUGUCUUGGUUCAUUCUUUCCACUGUCAUCAACCAAAAAGCAGACAAGGAAAAUUAACUGUUACCUGGUGAGCAUAGUGGCACAGGAAUCAGUUAAAGAGACAGAUGUUUCCCACUGGAGCCUUGGGGAAGUAAAUAUUGGACCUACAACUGUCAGUUGGACACAAACAUUACUCUGACUAACUGUUUAUGUUGUCUGUGUCCACAGGAUGUGUAAAUAAGCAACUGUUUGGUAACAAGUUUACCAUAUCAUCUGUUUACAGUUUGUUUUGCCAUCCCCAAGUGACCAAAAAAAAAAAUCAGUUAAUCAGUUUAAAAGAUCUACAGCGUUGGUAUAACAUCUUUCUUACCUAAUACAUAUUUUUAAAAAAUCAGUCUGACAGGGAAAUAUGAGGCAAAAAAUGUUGUGAAUGUGGUCUCUCAGACUUCAUCAGAAACUUGAGCAGUGAGCAGUAGAUAACUUCAUGUCUUUAUGCUGUGGUAAACUAUUCCUUUAAGACUGGUGGGGUGUUUUCCACACUGAAGUGUCCCUGUGCAGAAAACUCUGUGACUGCAUCUGGAAACAAUACAUGGCUUGAUGCCACCAACAACCAGAAUGUAAUGUUCACCUCAGAUUGACUUGCUUUAGUCAGGGGCUGUGAUCAGGCCAGACUUCAGACACUCAGUCACUUCUUGCCUUUGUGCUCACUUCAGAAUGUGUUUUGACCAUUUGGAUUGAUUCCUUCUCAUUACUGCAAUGAUGUUUUACUCCAGACUGACUUCUAGCCCUCCACACUAGUCUUUCUCCAUAGUUAAGGCAGCCAUUUCUAGCCCUGUCAGCCCUGAGUUUGUCUUGUUUUCAUCCUGACGAUGGCAGAUCAGGAUUAAAAACAGAGAUAAAAGGGAGACAAAUCCCAUAAUGUUGACCUUUAUCAGAUUCAUCUAGAGUUGAAACACAAAAAUAGUUAGCAGUAGUUAUGACUUUCAUGAUUGUUUUUUAAAGAAAACAUUCAUGGCCUCCAAAUUCAGAAAUGUGAAUAUUUGCGACUUUUCUCUUUUAUCACUAUAAUGCAAAUAUUUGGAGAUGUCAACUUGACCUCUGGGAAAUUUCAUACACUAAAUUAUUACCCGAUGAAUCAAAAAAUAAUUAACCCUCUUCAUGCACCUUCAUUGACUCUCUAGUUGAAGAAUAACAUUGCCACACCCAGUUUUAAAACCUGACACUGACAUUGUAUUUACCCAUACGCAGUAGACUGUUACGAAUUUUUAAUUGAACCUGUGUUCAGGUUCCCGCGUCAUACACACAGGUUUUUUUUUGUGUAUGUGUGUGAAAGGUGUGUGCUGAAUUCCUGCAGUCAUAUUACCUGGCCAAUGAUCCUACAAUGCAUUUUUUUUUUUUAAACAGGCCUCAUAGAAAAGUCCAAGAUAUCUCGACCUGUACAGGACACACCUACUCGCUGUACUGAAUGUCCCAGGGCCCACACUGCUCACAGCCUUACAGGUGCAGCACCAGUACAGCUCACUGAGACAUCAGACCCUCAGUCCUUCCUCCACCCCGAUUAAUAUCAUGUAGACACACCGCCAUCUCAUCAAGCUCAAAGAGAUCUGGGGAAAAUGUCAGACAGUGCAUUUACAUACACACUGGUAUCCUAGUUCUGGUUGUUUUUUCUGGAAUACCCUGGGACUACUGUGACCUGUAAACACACCACAUCCAGGUUUAUGAUCAUUUGCAAAUUGUUAUUUGAUACUGGUGAUCAGAUGGAGAAGUUCAGACAGCCAGAAACCAAACUGUGUUCAUCCUCAGUCUCAACCACACAUUCUUCUUCCUUGUCAAAAGCUGGUGCCUACAUUACCCACAAUGCAUCUCUCACUCCCUACAGUUCCUUUUGGGAUUUCUGGUUUGUUAAAGCUGGUAUUUGUAGAUCAGAGGCAAGAUGAAGCUCAAAUAUGGGGUACUAAGACACAUGUGCAUGUACUGUCUGACCUCUGUGCUUGGAUUUCUCCAUGAGCUCGAUGAAACAGAUGUCAGAGGUUUGGCCACAUUAACACGGCCGUCUACAUUCCUACCACCACUUCUCUGAUCUGUUGUUGACUUGUUGACUUUAUUAUUCUCGUCAUUCAUUUAAAAAAUGUGGUAAACACACAGACCCACCUUUCUACUUUACAGGACCACUGAGAGGUCCAGAGAAAACACCCCCCACCCCAAAAAAAAGCUUGAUGUCAAUGAUAAUAAUUGCAGUAUCCAUUGUGUCAUUGUCCAUAUCUUUAAAAUGCUGUAAUAUAAGCUCACUUCUUCCUUCACUGUCACCUUCUUCUUCAUCCCUCCUUGUUUCUCCUUUGUCCCACCCAUCAAACCUCAACUCACAAAGAUGCUGGUAGGUCACACACGAGCAUAAAAGACACUUGUGUAUUUGAAUUUAUUUUCUUUUGUUAUUUUGUACAGUUUAAAACAUCACACGUUUGGGGGCAAUGUUAGAUGAUGUUCCUGACAUAUGUAGCAACUUUGUGGCCGUCAGUCCAGCCGCACAUUAUUUCUUUCUAAAUCUUUAAGAAGUACAAGAUUAUCGAUUGUCUGUACAUCAUGAUUAUAACUGUUUGGCUGUGGUUUGUUGGUUUAUUUCAUGACAUUGUGAUUCCUAGUGACUAGGCCAUUAGUACACCACACUGGGGAGGCCUCCUCAACCAUACACACUACCUCUCCGUCUGCCUACACGGACUCAGACACUGAAAUGCAUGAACAUAAGCACUUAAUGUGCCAGGCUGCAGCAGAGCAGAUUGCAGAAAAAAAAAAUCUGGAUUCAAAUUCUCCACAACUCACUGAUGUUUGUAUCUUGAACCCAAAGUGACAAAUAAUUUGUGACGGUGCUUUUAGUUUGCCAAAGUAGCCUACGUUCAGGCUCGUGUGUUGAAUUGCUUCUGCAUUAUGCUAUGUUUUUACACCGUGGUUUUGAAGCAGCAGUAAUAUAGUGCUGUGUUUAAAAAGCUGUUCCACCGACGUCCCACUGAGAAGCCCGACACAUGCCUAAUAAUCAGGUGCCAAAAUUCAGCGCUGCUUGCCAUGUGAUUUCCACAUUGAUUUGAGUAAUCAAAGCAGGUGCUUGUGUGUUAUCAAAUGAAUAGUAUGGCCUGCAAAUGCCAUGGAAGGAGUGUUGUUCAGAUGGCCUCUUUAAGUGCAAGUCUGUUAUUGUUGUUAUUGAUAAUCACUUGAUUUGGGUUUAAUUUUGUAACAUGUGGAAAUAGUUCAAAACUGGAUUUUUUUUAUAUAUAUGUAUAUGAAUAUAAUGCUGUAAAGUGCAGUCAUGAAUUAAGAGAUUUCUC
Molecule: messenger RNA, 6263 nt
Organism: Toxotes jaculatrix (banded archerfish)
Lineage: Eukaryota; Metazoa; Chordata; Actinopteri; Toxotidae
Gene: mri1
Product: methylthioribose-1-phosphate isomerase 1
Exons: 6
Coding region: 406-1467 (353 amino acids)
Molecular function (GO): S-methyl-5-thioribose-1-phosphate isomerase activity
Source: RefSeq, a predicted model, not a curated record